Molecule: messenger RNA, 2833 nt
Organism: Ictalurus punctatus (channel catfish)
Lineage: Eukaryota; Metazoa; Chordata; Actinopteri; Siluriformes; Ictaluridae
Product: carcinoembryonic antigen-related cell adhesion molecule 1
Exons: 7
Coding region: 220-1695 (491 amino acids)
Source: RefSeq, a predicted model, not a curated record
UACAAUUUUUUACUUGCUGGAUAUCUUGAUUGACAGAUGUGUCGUCCAAUAAGCGGGAAGUAUUCCAUUCGCAAAAUAUACCUACCUUUUCCGUUAUAUCUGACUUGUUAAUGUGUUUAUAGUUUUGUUUUCAUAUUUUAGUUCUCACACUUUAACCGAGUCAGUAAACUCAGUAUAUAAACACACCCAACACUGUGUGAGGUUCUUCCUGAAGAAGAGAUGAAGACGCUGCACUUGUCUGUGAUUCUGCUCACGCUGUCCGGAGUUCUCGCUCACAGUGAUUGGGGUGUGAACUAUCCCAAUAAUCCGAUCUGUGCUGUGAGAGGAUUCAGUGUCUCCAUUCCCUGUAGUUAUUCUUAUCCAAAAUCAAAACCCAAUAUUCAGGUGAUACAAAUGCUUUGGUGCUCAAUGAACUCAAACACAGAUAAGUGUCAAAACCCCCCGUAUGUUUAUAACAGCUCAUCAAUCACCACAUCAGACUUUGAGUACGCUGGAGACAACAAAUCAAACUGCACUUUGUUAAUCCACAAUGUACAGUUCAGUUAUUCUGGAGAGUACAGAUUCAGAUUUAUAACUGAUGUGAGCGGUGGCAUGUGGACAGGUGAACCUGGAGCGACUCUACAAGUUGCAGAUUUAAAGGUGUCACUAAUCAGGCUCAGUGGAAUCGGAACCCUUAAACAAGGAGACUCGUUAAAUCUGACGUGUGAUGUGAACUGCACACAAAGUUCCUCACAGUUUGUGUGGUCUAAGAACAACGAGCGCUUAAAUACAUCAGGACCCGUUCUUCACUUUCCUGCUGUAACCGUGAGGGAUUCUGGGAAUUACAGCUGCACUUGGAAAACCAACAGGGCGUCAGGAUCUGAAACGAUCAGCCUUCUCGUCGAGGGUGGUUGGGGUGUGAAUUAUACCACGCCGAUCUGUGCUGUGAGAGGAUUCAGUGUCUCCAUUCCCUGUAGUUAUUCUUAUCCACAGCACAAUUAUCAAGUGACACAAAUGCUUUGGUGCUCAAUGAACUCAAACACAGGAGGGUGUCAUAACCCCCCGUAUGUUUAUAACAGCGCAUCAAUCACCACAUCAGACUUUGAGUACGCUGGAGACGACAAAUCAGACUGCACUUUGUUAAUCCACAAUGUACAGUUCAGUUAUUCUGGAGAGUACAGAUUCAGAUUUAUAACUGAUGUGAGCAGUGGCAUGUGGACGGGUGAACCUGGACAGAUCCUACAAGUUUCAGAUUUAAAGGUGUCACUAAUCAGGCUCAGUGGAAACGGAACCCUUAAACAAGGAGACUCGUUAAAUCUGACGUGUGAUGUGAACUGCACACAAAGUUCCUCACAGUUUGUGUGGUCUAAGAACAACGAGCGCUUAAAUACAUCAGGACGCGUUCUUCACUUUCCUGCUGUAACCGUGAGGGAUUCUGGGAAUUACACCUGCACUUGGAAAACCAACAGGGCGUCAGGAUCUGAAACGAUCAGCCUUCUCGUCGAGGGUGAAAAUCAGUGGACAAUCUGGAUCAUUGUUUUGGUGAUAGCUGGAGUGAUUUUCAUUUCAGUGACUGGAGCUGUGAUUUACAACAGGAGGUUUCUGUGUGAUUGCAGGUUUGUCCACACUGAGCAGCAGAAAGAGGACGAUUCUACCAUCUAUGAAAAUGCACAGCAGCAGAUGGGCAGUUUUGCUAUCUAUGCUAAUGUAAAGUAACAGAGCUGAUUACAGUUUCACACCUCAGUAACUCUAUUUAUGUCUUCAUUUUGUGAAUUUCUGAAAAAGAAAAAAAAACUAUAUACAGAAUACACACUUGCUAUGUACUGCAUUUGAACUAAUUUUUAAAAUCAAGCUGUCCAGUCCUGGACGCAGCGAAGUAACCCCAAACCAUAACAUUUACACCACCAUGCUUCACAGUUGGUAUGAGGUGCUUCUCCUAAAAAGCUGUCUUUUUUUCCUGCUUAGUUCUCUGUAGUGAACAGCCAGAGGUUUUUCCCCUGAUGGUCAUAAGUUUAUGCCUUUAGUUUCUCCUUUGUUCCUUUAUUCUUGCUAGGUUAUCUGGGUUUCUUUGUUUUGGUUUGCUGUAGGAUGAGUGUCUGUAGGAUGAGCGUCAGUCCUCAUAGCUUUUUAAAGAGAUCUUUUAAUUCUCUUGCAAGAACUCUUUAGAUCUUGGCAUGAUGACUCCACACACCUCAAUAGCAAAGGGGACACCAGACAAUAGAUAUGAGAGUGGUAUAAAUAAGACCGGUUCCACCUGCACUCCCUGAGCAGGUUCUAAUCACUGACACCCGAUCUUCAACACCUGAUUCUACUUUUAUGGAUUUGAAGGUGUGAUAAAUAUAGGGGUGUACUUACUUUUUCCAUGUGACUUAUCUGUUUUUUUUUGUUAAAUUGUGAAAGUUAAUACAAAAUGUCAAUGCUAUGUCAUUUGAUAGAGCGCAUCACCUUUAUUAAUAGGCACCGUUUCAAAGAGGAUCAAAUGUUUGCUUGUCCAAAUAUGUAAAAACAAACAAACAACAAUUUCCAUGGGGUGCACUUAUUUCUUCACAUAACUGUAAAUGUAAUUGUUUUAGAAUUUGUGAUCUUUCCCAGUGUGUUGUGUAUUUGUGUAUUUUUUGAACUUUUUAAAAUGCUUAAGGUGGAAAAAAAAACCCUUAAUGCUGCUUAAAUAAAAUAAGUGACACCAAAUAUAUAUAUAUUUCUAUAUUUAGUUUAUUUGGAUGUUCUUUUGAUAAUAGACGGCAAUAAAUACAUUAAGCUGUUUAUUAUAAGAGGUUUAUCAUGUGAAAAAGCUUAACGUGAAACACUGAUUGUAUUUAGUUUAGUAUAACAGACAGUAUAAUCAAUAAAGUGU